This is a messenger RNA of Closterium sp. NIES-67, 9022 nucleotides long. NCBI's taxonomy places the organism in Eukaryota, Viridiplantae, Streptophyta, Zygnematophyceae, Desmidiales, Closteriaceae. The record is from the annotation of a GenBank genome assembly.
UGGCUGGCGAUUGCCCAUCAGCGAUGCCAUCCAGUGGAGUGGAGAGUGCAAGGGCUUGUGUUUGUGCUGUGCACGGAUUGAAUCCGCUGUGCUUUAUUUUUGCGUCAGGAUUCAGGAAUCCGAGAACCAGGGCAUCCCGCAUGUCACACGCGCGGUCUCCUAGCAGCGUCGCUCCACGAAUACUAAUCCUUAGUAACGACCUACCGACGGACUGACAAGCCGCUCGAGGCGUUGACUAGAUUGGUCGUUCAAGAUGUUUGUCGUGAGCGUAGAAUCCGGAACGAAAGACUGCGACCAGCAGUCCCUCCGUUGGGCGCGACGCGAGUCCCCCCCUUUUCUUUUACGAUGGGUCGAAAAUGUCCGGGUCAUAGAACGGCCAAUUUCAAGCAUCAGUUUGGUCGCUUGCGGCAGAGGGAGGGAGGCGAAAUAACCGGUUUAGGCCUCCUGAUUGCAACGGUCGCAUUCGUUUUCGCACGGCUGAACGACCAGCAGCACAGAAGUCGCUUGCAAUCAUUCACUCCGACUCCGAGCAUUCCCUUCCAGCAAUAGUAGUAUUCGCGGUGACUUUUGAGUCGACUCAAAAGUCAACUUUCGAGGGUCUCAUUUCAGAAACGUCAGAGCCCAGUUUUGAGGCGCCUCAAAACUAGACGCCUUUCAAGGGUCUCAUUUCGGAAUGUCAGUGCCCCCCAGCACGAAUUGAUCGCAGUAGCAGUACUAGUACCGUGGUACCAGACCAGACGCUUCAUCAUAUUCCGCCAGAUUCGCAGCCGUCCUGAGGAGUCGGAACCACUCGCGUUUCUGUUCUUUCUGAGAAGCAUUUGAUCCUAGCCCAAGCAUCAUCUCGUGCUCUCAUUAGUUAGAGGCCUCGAUAAUGGAGGCCGCCGGUUCUCGCGCGGACUGUGACUAUAUCGAGCUCGGCCUCCCCGGAUCGGUGCUGUACCGGGGCUUUCUCCUGUCGGACCCUCCCGCCGCCGCUGGGUUACCCCUCGCCUCCGCGCUUGACGAGUUAUCCGCGGGUAUUUCCACUUAUUUCGUCACUCCCGCCGCUGCGCGACGAGAGCAGCAGGAGGAUACUACCGUUCUCCACCCUCUUUCUGUGUGGAACGACGUUCCGAUUCGUGCUACUACUAGCACUACUACUAGUGGUAUUGGCGGCUUCGCGAGCCGAGGCUUUCAAGGCUCGAGUUUGAAUCGAGGGGAUGAUUUUCGCAUCGAAACGGCGGAUCUGGACGGGCUUAUGGCGGGCGAGAGCAUUCGGAUGGUCUGCUGCACGCCGCGUAACUCCUGGGUGCAGAUCGAGGCUGCUUAUGACGAGACGUAUCACCCUCUUCGCGUGCGCCAAGUCGACGGCUUGCCCGCUCAUUACAGUCACAAUCUCAAGUGGAACCUCGGGGUUUUGCCGCAGACGUGCUCCUGCCGCCACGGCGACGAGGUUGGAGGCGAUUCGCAGACUGGAUCUGGCGAUGAGCUGUGCGACAAGUCAGGCGACAAGGCAGGCAACACGGCGACAUGCGCGAACACGUGCGACAGAACAGGCGACAAGGCAUGCGAUAAGGCAUGCGACAAGCACGCGGCGUUAGAGGUGAUCGAGAUUGGGCGGGGCGAGGCUCGAGUGGGGGAGGUGUAUCCGGUGAAGCCUCUACUCGCGUUCCUCGUCGUCGAUCCAGAUCUCAAGUCCUCCUGGAAGAUCGUGGCCGUUAAUUCGUCGUAUCCGACGGCUGAGAUGCUUCAGGACUCGCGAGCUGGUAACCCGGUUUGGUUGGAGACGAAGCUGGGCGAAAUCGUGGAGUGGCUCAAGUACUACAAGUGUAACACCGUCUUCGAUCUGCCCAGCACCAUCGCCUUCCGCCAGAAGCCAGUCCCCUUGCAUCGCACCAUGGCUGUUAUCAACGCCGCCCAUGCUGCCUGGAAACACUGCCAGGGCACCACCAGCAGCAGCAGUACCAGCAGCAGCAGUAGCAGCAGCAGCAUCCCCAGGGAGGGCAUAUCACUGCAGGCUUUGAGGCAGCUUGCAGAGCGAACUGCCUCCGCCGCUCUCUCCAACGCUAUUGCUGAAUUCGCCCGGGUGCCCUUCGCCGAACCUGGCUCCGAACCUGCUGCUGCUGCUGCUGCCGAGCGUGCGGGCCAGCAGGCUCGGAAGCAAGGCGGGUUCCGAAGGUCAGGUUCGGAUCCGGGCAGGUUUGGCAUGAGAAAAAAGGACAUCCGGAUUCGAAUCGACGAUCAACCGGAUGAAACGGACGGUGAGGAUGAGAGAGGAGAUUGGGGGAGAGGAGAAGAGGAGGAAGACGCAGACCGCCUUAACGAGCAGCAGCAGCAGCAGCAGCAGCAGCAGCAGCAGCAGCAGGGAGGGUUGGCCCGUCUGAAAGAGAAAUGGCAGCAGCAGCGGCAGCAGCAACAACCGCAGCAGCAGCAGCAGCAGCAGCAGCAACAGCCGCAGCAGCAGGGGAGGCAGCAGCAGCCAGAGGGGAGGAAGCUCACUCGGCACUGGCGAUCGUCUUCUUCUCACGCUCUCGAGAUCCCCACCGGCAUACUGCUGGACUCCCCUUCCCCCAUGACCCGUUCCUCCUCCCUUCUGCGGGAGCCUCUCACCCCUUCCCCUUUCAAACGCUCCUCUUUCCUGCGCCAGCCUCUCACCCCUUCCCCCCUGCCGCCGCCUCCUCUGCCGCCUCUCACUCCUCGCCGCUUGCUGCGUGAUAUCUCCUCUUCUCCCUUCUCGUCCGCUGAUUUCUCCUCCUCCUCUCCCUUAUCUUCCCAAGCCGGCAUGGCUGCUGUGCCCAGCAGCACUCGUGGAAUCCAUGCUUCCGCGUCUGCUGAGACGAUUCCAGAUCAAGAGCCAGUUUAUGAGGCGAUUCAAGAGCCUGUGCGGAGAGCCAGGCACAGCCGCUCGCACACCACCAUCGCUGGCGGUUGCUUCGGCGUCAGCUGGUAUGAAAACAGCUCCGGCGUUGGUGCUCCUGAUGCUUCUGGUGGCGUGCAUUCCAGCAUGUUCAGCGGCAGCGGCAGCAGCAGCAGCAGCCGACGAAUGACCCGAACGCCUUCCCUGGGUACCCUGACUCCUCCACCUCUCCUACACGCCUCUCCCUUAACCCCUCUGUCUAGAAUCCCCUCCUCCUCCUCGCCUGGCUCUGCGUAUCCUCCCUUAAAGCCCCCUCCUGGAAUAUCAUCUCCUGCUCACUCUCUUUAUACGACCCCCACUCCUACUGGGAGAGGGGGGAGGUAUGAUUUCCGCCGGUCGGUCUCUGCUCUGACCGAACGGGAGGCUCGGGUUAAAAUGUUUCCCCCGGACCUGCCCGAUACUCCGAAAGAGCGGGCCGGGCUGCCCAAGAUGCCGAAACGACGUUCUGAUCUGCCCAAAACGCCGAAUGGACGUUCGGAUCUGCCCGAGACUCUGAACGGAGGCGUCGACCUGCCCGGAGCCUCAAGGGGACAUGCUGAACCGCCCAAAACGCCCAAAACGCCCAAAACGCCCAAAACGCCCAAAACUCCCAAAACUCCCAAAGCGCCCAAAACGCCCAAAACGCCCACAACGCCCAUAACGCCCAAACCGAGCAGCGAGUUUCCCAAGACGCCCAAAUCACGCAGCGAGUUUCCAAAGACGCCGAAAGCCCGUUCCGAGCUCCCCAAAACCCCGAGGUAUCGAAACGAGCUGGGUUUGAUGACUCCAAGGGGGCGGGCGGAUGUGCCUGUUGACACUCCUAAAGGGAGCAGUGGGCUGGUUCCGAGCUUUCGGUCAGGUUCUGGUGAGGGGAGUGUGCGGAGGGGAGGGACUGGGGUUGCUUUUUGUGGUGGUGGUGGUGGUGCUGCUGCUGCUGCUGGUACUAGUGGCAGUGCUCUGCCUGCUGCUGCUGCUGCUGCUGCAAAUCCAAGGGAAGCAGCUGCGGCUAGUGUCGGCAACACCAGAGCUACACCGAAGCAGGCUGGUGGUGAGAAGAGCGGGAAGAGCGGAAAGAGUGAAGCGAGUGAGAAGAGCGGCAGCAAGAGGGGCAUGCUGACAGCAGUUCUGAAGCUGUUCGGGAAGAGCAGGGGCAAGGACCAGAAAGGCCAGAGCAGUGAGAACAGCGACAAGAGCGAGAAGAGCCCACGGGUCGAGACGGACAAGAGCAAGCAUGUGCCGCAGCCUGUGCUUCAUUCCCGUUCCUUAGCCCCAGCUGCUGCUGCUGCUGGUGCUUCUGCUGCUGCGUCGGGUGCUCCAGUUGGCAGCAAGGCUGCAGGGAGGAGGAUGAAGGGACUGUGCAUCGACGUGAGUGAAGAGGAGGAAGAGGAGGAAGAGGAGGAAGAGGGGGAAGAGGGGGAAGAGGAGGAAGAGGAGGAAGUGGAGGAAGAGGAGGAAGAGGAGGAAGUGGAGGAGCACGACAAGGCUCUGAUUGGUGCUGAUGGGGAGUUUGAGAGUGGUUAUGGCUGUGCUGAUGCUGAUGCUGAUGCUGAUGCUUGUGAUGGCGUUGGCUUUGGCAACGGAGGAGAGGCGGAGUUUGAGCUCUCAAACGGUUUUAUCUCGAGCAUCCACCCUGACAAUGUUUACUGCGACAGCAGCAUCCCUCUCUUCGACAACGACACUGACGUCCUGUCCCGAUUCAAGCGCGCUCUUUCCGACAACACCGAGCGAUCUCGCCACGACGCAACAGCCAGCCCGUUCGGUGCCUCGUAUGUAGCCCCUUAUAGUACCGCUGUCGGGCACUCCAUGGGCGACGCCUCCCCAACGCCACCCCAAGUAGCCUAUGGGAGCCCAGUGAACGCCGCUCCCGUGUAUCCUGGACCGAUGUAUUCCAACAGGGGCCCCAGCAGCGUCUGCAGCAGCAGCAGGAGUGUCCAUAUUAGAGGUGGCAGCAGUGGGGAUGUCAGCAGCAGCAGCAUUGGGUGCAGCGACACCACCAGCAUCAGCAGCCAUGGCAGCAGCAGCAGGAGGUUAUCUCAAGCCAUGACCCCCACACACACGUCCCAACCGCUCCCCUCUCCCUCAUCCAUGCAUCAUCACGUGGAGGGGGACCGGGGAUUGUCCUCUUCAUCCGCGCAUCACAUGUCUCCCACGUCCUUUCGUAGUGACAGCAGGAGCCGCUCUCUGCUGAUGCUACGGCGGGCCUAUGGCUCCUCAAACGAUUUGCUUGAUUCUGACCAGCACCAGCGGGCUUACGGGCACUCAAACGAUGUGCAACUAUCGCAGGAACCACAGGGAUUGGAGGGAUGGGAGGGAUCAGCCCUAGGGCCGCAGAGGGACCAACCCAGGCCGGUGCCCCGGCUCCCUCCCAAGAGCCCCAGGGUCCCCGCUGACCGGUCAGGGCGUAAGGUGACGUCCGUGUCGACAUCUGUGUCGACACCUGUGUCGACUUCUGCGUCGACUUUAAGGGCCCGUCAGAUCCAUUCAGCCGCGUUUGUGGCGAGGCAGAGAGCAAGAGCCGCCUUGGACCAGGCAGCACAGGGACGCGAGCUAACUCGUACCUCCUCUGGUGCCAUCUCUGUUGCUGCAGCGUGGGAUAAUCAGCAGCAGCAGCAGCAGCAGCAGCAGCAGCAGCAGCAGCAGAGAGAGGAGAGAGAAGAGGCGGAGCUACAGCUGAAGCUGCCACAGAAACUGCAGGAGAGCCUUAGACAGGUGGCAGCAGGACAGGUGGCAGCAGGACAGGUGGCAGCAGGACAGGUGGCAGCAGGACAGGUGGCAGCAGGACAGGUGGCAGCAGAACAGGUGAAACAGGCUACGGGGCAGAGAAAACUUGCUGCAUCAGCUGCACAGAAUCAAGAGGACGGGUAUGAGGCACAGACUGGUCGGAUGGAUGACAACGGGCACGAGGUGUUGAGAGGUCGGGUGCAUGACGCCGGGUAUGAGGCGACCAGGGCCAAGGCAGCAGCUCAGCUGGGCCCUCUCAUGUGCCUCACUCCGCCCUGUCCUUCCCCAGUAAACACCUCCCCUUCCCCAGUUAACGCCUCCCCCUCCGCAGUGGACGCCUUCCUUUUGGCACUAGGUUCAACGCCCUCUUCUGCUUCUGCUGGCAGUCCUGCAGACAUAUCUCCAGUUUACGAAGCUCGUAGUAAGCCGGCCACCUCUCUCGGCGGGAGCAGCAACAACGGGUUACCGUGUCAACCGUUGCCUGUGAAGGCUGGGCUUGCUGCUGCUGGUCUUGCAGUGACUGGAGAGCAGUUGGCGUAUCAGCCGUUGCCUGUGAAGGCAGGGUAUGCUCUCGGAUGCAUUCUCGCUGCCUCCCUCGCACUCCAAACCCCAGCUGCCGAUGCUGCUGCUGCCAAUGCCGAUGCUGCUGCUGCUGCUGCUGCUGCUGAUGCUGAUGAUGCAUUAACCACGACAGCUUCCAUCGUAGCAGGAACAGCAGGAAGACAAGCAGCCAGUGAUCAAAAGGAAAAGGAGCUGGAAGAUAGCACUCGGGAGCACCAUAUGGCAGUGGAGCACCAAAUGGCAGUGGAGCAGCAUAUGGGUGUGGAACAGAAAGCACAUGUAUUGAGUCCAUGGGUUGACUCCACCCACACCUUCUCGUCUCAUCCCGGUGACUCCCCUCACCUCCAAAACGGGUUCGCUUAUAAUGAGGACGGCGACGGCGGUUAUGAGGAUGAUUAUUCCUAUAAUGAGAGUGGUGGUGGCAGGGACAGCUACUUUCGUUAUGAGGGUGGUUUCGGUGGAUAUGCUUAUAACGAAGGUGACUGUAACGCAUCCCUUGCUGGCUUUGUGUAUGGAGACGAUCCCUCCCUCAUCGCCCUUGGGGAGGACACUUCCAGUGGGGAUGGCUGUAGCAGCAGGGACGGCUGUAGCAUGAGGGACGGCUGUAGCGUCAGGGAUGGGUACAGCAGCAGGAGCAGAGGAGCCAUGUCCCCUGAAUAUGGCAACACCAGGAGGUCAUUACACCGCAGGAGCACUAGCGUGGUGUCAGAGCGCUCGUUUGGGCGGUCGUUGCUCAGUCGUAAUAGUGUGGGCAGUUCCGCCAUGGUGUGCCAGCGGAUCCUGAGCUCAUGUGACAUCUCCCCUGUGCCCAUCAUCCUCUCGUCACACCUCAGCAUGGGUCAACACUCGACCACGGGUUUGAUCAGACGGUCGGCCACUACUGAAAGACUCGAGGCGUACACCGCAGCAGCAGCAGCAGCAGCGGCAGCAGCGGCAGCAGCGGCAGCAGCAGCGACAGAAGCAGCAGCAGAGGAAACAUCAGUAGCAAACAGUGAUUCCGCUUCUGUUGCUGCUGCAGCAGCCACAGCAGGUAGAGGGGCUCUCUCUCCUGCCCUCUCACCUGCCCCCAAGCUGCCACCAAGAAGAGUAGCACCGCCGCUGGCAGGUGCUUCUCGAAGGUUCCACCGCACCUCCAGCUGCCCUGGCCUCGAGGGCCUGUCGUCCCCUAUGCCAUAUCGCCUUGUGCACAGGCACGUCUUGGGAGAGCAACCAGCAGCAGCAGCAGGCUCAGUAGCUGCAGCAGCAGCAGCAGCGGAAACAGCAGAAGCUGCAGAAGGGGAGGGAGUGGAGAAGGAAGGGGGGGAGUCGUUGGACGCCCGGUUGAGGCGAUGGCAUGAGAGCAUGGGAGGAGCGGACAUGAUGCUCAUGAUGGGAGGGGGGGGAGGUUCCUCUUCCUUCUCCCAGCCACCCACUCCUCAUACUCUACGCGCUCCCUCCUCCCCAUCCUCCCAUCCCCCCUCCGGCCUCUUUCUCCCAGGCCUGCCCCACUGGACCAAGCGCUCGCUGCCGCGCUCCCUGCGCAUCUCCCGCUCCCUGCUCUCCUUUGAGGAACGAGCUCUGCUGGAGCACCACCAGGAGACGGCUCUCCAAGAGUCGGCCCUCCAGGAGACGGCUCUCCAGCACAGCACCACCAACUGCGGGAAUGCAAGCAGCAGCAGUCCCAAGGAGCAGAGCGUGCGGCCGAAGAGCGUGAGGGUCAGGACCGAAGGCACGCUUCUGUCAGCAGCAGCAGCGGCGGUGGCGGCUCCUGUCUCCCCCGGGGAAUCCAUCCGAGCAGCGGUGGCGGUGUAUUCAGCUUCCAGGGAGUUCUGGCGGCCUCCGGCUACCCCCAAGCCAGUGAUGGACUCUCGGAUGAAACACGCCAAGCACUGCCUCCCCCGGUACACACCUGCUGUGCCGCCCCUUGGAAUCCACAAGCUGGCAGAGGGGGCAGCAGGGGGAGGUGGGACUGGGACAAGUGGGUUUGGUGGGUUUGUUGCAUUUGGCGGUGGUGGUAACUGGGGGUUGGGGGCGGGGUGGUGGGGUGGGGGAGAGGGGAACGACGGGGAGGAGGGGAAGGAGGUGGGGAAGGGAGAGGCGGGUUGGCCGGGGUUUGAGGGGUUGGCGGAUGCGGCAUGGGGGAUGGUGUGGGGAGGAGGGGAAAAUGGAGGGGAAAAUGGAGGGGAAAAUGGAGGGGAAAAUGGAGGGGAAAAUGGAGGGGAAAAUGGAGGGGAAAAUGGAGGGGAAAAUGGAGGGGGGAAUUUAAGGGGGGAGAGAGGGGAGGAAGAGAAAGAGGGGGGCUUGGGCGGAACGGUGGAGGCGGGAAGGGAUGCGGGCAGUGGGGAAGCGAUAGAGGAGGAGGGUGAGGCGAGCACGGAUUUGACUCCUGGAGAGCGGAAAGAGAAAGGGUUGAAUGCCGAAAUGGAUACCGGAAUGGAGACCGGAAUGGAGACCGGAAUGGAGACCGGAAUGGAGACCGGAAUGGAGACCGGAAUGGAGACCGGAAUGGAGACCGGAAUGGAGACCGGAAUGGAGACCGGAAUGGAGACCGGAAUGGAGACCGGAAUGGAGACCGGAAUGAAGACCGGAAUGGAUUUUCGAGUGGAUGGGGAAGGUGCUUGGUUGAAUGCAGGAGAGGAGAAAGGCUAAGGGCUAAGGGCACGAGAGGGUGAGAACGAAGGAAGCGCUGAGUGUGUAAACGCAGGAGAGUGUCAGAAUAGCUAAGUGAACUCUAGGAAGGCAUACAGGGUGAUAUAGGGGUGUUGGGCUGAGAAUAGCCCAAGUAUCUUUUCAGAAGGCGAAGUCCUUGUUACACAGUGCUUGAUAGCUUAGUGGAAGUCUUGAGUUGAACCCUUGUACUGGUAUGUGAGAACAAUUGAUCGAUUA